Molecule: messenger RNA, 2998 nt
Organism: Osmerus eperlanus (European smelt)
Lineage: Eukaryota; Metazoa; Chordata; Actinopteri; Osmeriformes; Osmeridae
Gene: ggnbp2
Product: gametogenetin binding protein 2
Exons: 15
Coding region: 199-2445 (748 amino acids)
Cellular component (GO): nucleus; cytoplasm
Source: RefSeq, a predicted model, not a curated record
UAGACCCGAGCUGAACAGUUGAGCCAGCUACGUCUUGAGGGCAAAGGUUGGUUAGUAGCUACAGUACUAGCUAAUGAAGAUUCUGCCACCACUUAGCUACACCUCUGUCGCACUUGUUUGUUUUUGUAUAAAAAGGCAACUUUCAAAAACAGGCAGCGCUACUACUAGCUACCACACUACAACAGGAGCUGGAAAGACAUGGCGCGUCUGGUUGCGGUUUGUAGGGACGGAGAUGAAGAUUUCCCAUUCCUUGCAAGACAGAUUCCUCUUUACAUCGAUGACACUCUCACGAUGGUGAUGGAAUUUUCUGACAGUGUCAUGAACCUGGACAGUCACCAGAUCAACAGUUCUCAGAUGAAGCAGUUUGUCCAGUAUCACAGCAUGUUGAAGCAACAGGAGCUGAACGUCGCCAUGAUGGUGACGUCUAGGGAAGUGUUCAGUGCGCUGACCCAGCUGGUGCCGUGUGUGGGCUGCAGAAGGAGCGUGGAGCGCCUCUUUUCACAGUUGGUGGAAUCCGGGAAUCCGGCGCUGGAGCCCCUCACUGUGAAACCUACAGGAGUGCUCUCUGCCACCAAGGGGUGUGUGUCCGAUGCCAGGAAGCUCUUCACCCUCUUUUAUGUCCACGGGUCAAAGUUGAAUGGCAUGAUCGAUGCCAUUCCAAAAAGCAAAAAGAACAAACGUUGCCAGUUGCACUCCUUAGACACACACAAACCCAAGCCUUUAGGAGAAGGAUGCUCUGUGAAAGCAGUAGGUUUAGAGAAAGACAGUGGCGGAGCCAGGACAGACAACAGAUGUAGCAUCGAGUUUCACUUUGGACCAUUUCAGUUCCCCAGCAGGGGAAGCUGGAUGGAUGUGUGGGAGCUCAUGUCUCAGGAGUGCAGGGAUGAGGUUGUCCUCAUUGACAGCGCCUGUCUCCUGGAGACCUUGGAGACAUACCUACGAAAACACAGGUUUUGCACCGACUGCAAGAAUAAGGUACUGAGGGCAUACAACAUUUUGGUGGGGGAGCUGGACUGCAGUAAAGAGAAGGGCUACUGCGCCGCUCUGUACGAGGGGCUCCGCUGCUGCCCACACGAGCGCCACGUCCACGUGUGCUGCGAGACCGACUUCAUCGCCCACCUCCUGGGCCGGGCCGAGCCCGAGUUCGCAGGGGGUUACGAGCGUAGGGAACGUCACGCCAAGACGAUUGAUAUCGCGCAGGAGGAGGUUCUGACCUGCCUGGGGAUCCACCUCUACGAGCGUCUGCACAGGAUCUGGCAGAAGCUCCGGGCAGAGGAGCAGACUUGGCAGAUGCUGUUCUACCUGGGCAUCGAUGCCCUGCGCAAGAGCUUUGAGAUGGCGGUGGAGAAGGUGCAGGGGAUCAGCCGCCUGGAGCAGCUGUGCGAGGAGCUGUCUGAGGAGGAGCGGGCCAAGGAGCUGAAACAGGAGAAGAAGAGGCAGAAGCGCAAGAACAGGCGCAAGAAUAAGUGUGGCUUCGACGUGUUGGAGCAGGAGGCCGAGGGCCCGGACAAGGAUCUGGAUGAGGGUCUUUUGGGGUCUGCUGAGGGAGGCUGCAAGGCCUGCGGCAGCCCGGAGGAGCAGAAGGCGGCGGCGGGCCGCGUGGAGGUCAUCGUCACCAACGAAAACACUUCCUGCAGCUGCCCGGACAGCGCCGUUCCGGGCUCGCCCAAAGCCAAGAAAGGUAAUGCUGCCCAUCAGCCACCACCCAAGACCAAUCCCCACGCACACGGGUUGUCUCCUCACAGCAACGUGAGCGACUGUGGCUACUCCUCCAGCAUGGAGGGCAGCGAAACCGGCUCGCGGGAGGGCUCUGACGUGGCCUGCACAGAGGGGAUCUGCAACCAUGAUGAAGCGGGUGACUACUCCUGUGGCCACCGCUGUGCCGAGGACAAGGAGGAGGACGGAGUGGACAGCUGUGUGGAGUGCUGGGCCAUCUCUGAGGGAAACACUAAGGGCAAGAACAAAAAGAAGAAAAGAAAGAACAAGGGCAUGUGCAGUGAUCAGGGUCUGCCUGAUGGUGGUGUGGCAGAGGGGAACAGGAAAGGGCUCGGUGAUGCUUCUCCGCACACGUGCAGAACCAAACAAACAUGCAGCACUUUAUGCUGUGAGACGUUUGCUAGCAUUGCACUUCAGUUGCCGUGGGCGGAGCAUCGAAAGAGCAUGAGCCAAUAUCUGGGCCUCCCAGAGGCCAUGUUUGGUCAGUGGGACGCCAGUGCCAGUCUAAUGGAACUCCUGGAUGACUCAGAAGUGACUUCAGAUGAGGAGAACUGCCUCACACAGGAUGAAAUCCAGGCGUUUGUGAAGAACAACAAGUCUUUCUACAACAACCGGGAUCAGUACCGACAGCACCUGAAAGAGAAAUUCACCAAUUACUGCCUCUCCACUGAGCAGAUUAAACCAGUUUGUGGCGCAAAGUGGUUUGCCACCACCACCGGCGUCAAUUAGUUGCACACAUGAAAUCUUUGUACUGGAAAACACUCGUUAUUACCACUGCUGCGCUGCCUCUGAAGAGAGAAACUUCAGAAGUAUGAUGUGUUGUCUUGUUCCAAACAUUUUCACAUUUUCCUUUGUUUAAAGUAAAUGGGAAUUAUUUUCUUUUCUAUGUCUUCCUGUCUCCCUGUCACCUAUUUCCCCUUCUCACCCCCUCCCUCUCCCCCCUCCCUCCCUGACCAAGCCCAGCUGUUAUUUCUGAACUGGUAUGUAGGGCUGCUGGUGAGAGCACAGUGGAUUUUGAUAAUCAAGCUUGCAAAGCUGUGACAUUAGGGUUAGCUGUUGGUAGUCUUAUGUUUUUUUUUUGCAUUUUCUAUUUUGUUCCACAUCUUGUGACGCAUCAUUUUAGUGGCAAAAGUUGUACCAAUUCCAAUGUGUACAGAAAUGAAAUUAUCUGAAUAUAAAGAUUUUACAGAAAAUAAACAUCCAUUUAUAACGAGAUGGAUGAGAAGUUAAGAGCGUUAUGUGCAAAAUUUACUAAAUAAAGAAUAUUUAUUAAUAUGCAUUA